AUGGGGACGCUCGACGCAGCCAUGUACCCACACCUCGUGGACGCCAUAUUCGCGCACGCAGAUGCGCGCGCGCUCCUGCAUCUCCGAACCGCCAACCGCGGCUGGUGCCACCGGGCGAACACCCUUCUCUGCGUACACUUGGUCUUCUUCGGCUCAGGCGUCGUCGGCGCGGUCGCAUACGGGUCCAUGAUCCGACAUCCUGCCUUCCACGCCUUCUUCGACGGAACAACCGUCGACUGGAGAGAUGCAACGGGAGCUCAUCGGGUUGUCGACCUCGUGGGGUCGGGAGAGGAGUACACUACGCCAACCGGGUUCUUCGACACCGCACCCCCUGUAAUGCGUAUGUGGGAGAACUGCUGUGACGAUGAUUACCGUUCCGAGCCGUACGCUGCAGCGGAGACGGUCGUCGUGUUUGCAUGGCGGAGCGUCCCUUUCGCCGAUCCCGGCUGGGGAAGCACAGGUCCCACCACCGAAUUGGGGUCCCCUGAUGACGGGAGCGGGGAUUCCACAGUCGCAGGAAGUGAGGAAGACGACGUGUCGGAGGACGAGGACCACUACACCCCCAUCAAUUACCUAGGCGUGGGGACCCGCAAGCUCGUUAUCAACCUGUCUUCAGCAUCGUCCAUCCCCAGCGAACUGGAAUUUCAGGUGGCGACCUUCGCCGCCGACUGGGUUGAAAGUUGCGAGACGUUGGAGGAGAUUGUGCUCAUCCUCGUGCUCGACGACCCUCCAACGGAAUUCGACGAGGCCUCGCAGCUCCCGCGACGCUUAAUGGACUCGUUAUUCGCCAUCACUGAGAAUCCAGGGGUCAAGCACACCAUUGUCAACGCCGCCGCGUUCCCAUCCAACUUGCUCCACCUUGUGCCGCAUGAGAACAUCGAGGACAACCAACCCAAAACGUGGGACAAGUUUCAGAACGGCACGUCGCUGCAAGAGUGUGCCGAGUUCUUCUUCCGCGACUUGUUUGGGGGCAGUGAGGACGAGAUGCCAGAAGUCGAAUGGCUCUCGUACGAGGAAUACGAGGCGAGGCCCAAGCCAACGACUCUCACAGCCUUUCCCGAAGCCGAGGUGAAGGGGCCCACGCCACUACCAGUCCGUCAGCUCUCCAUUGUGCUCUUCUUGCGCGUGACGGAGCCGAUCUCCUACCUCGUGUGCUUCCCAUUCAUCAACCAGAUGCUGCUCGACAUUGGGGUAGUGGAUGACCCGCGCCGGGCUGGUUUCUACGCCGGUAUUGUAGAGAGCGUGUUCGCGUUCACCGAGCUCCUCACUGUCUUCCACUGGGGCAAGCUGAGCGACCGGAUAGGCCGCAAGCCUGUACUCCUUAUCGGAUGCGCGUUCAGCGCACUCUCGGCGGCGACGUUCGGCCUCAGCACGUCUUUGGGCAUGCUCGUGGCCACGCGCGCGAUUAACGGCCUCGCGAACGGUAACGUCGCUGUUCUCAAGAGCGUGAUAGGCGAAAUCACGGACGAGAGUAAUCAAGCGCGCGCGUUCAGCUUGUUCCCACUCUCGCUGGCGAUCGGGACCAUUGUCGCUUCCAUGGUGGGCGGAUAUCUCUCCAACAUUACCGUAACCUUUCCGUCACUUGCGGACACGUUGCCGCUCCUGGCUACGCAUCCAUACUUCCUCCCGUCGUUCAUUGCCGGCCUCUUCCCAGCCGUUGGAGGACUGAUCGCCUUGUUCUGGAUGGACGAGACGCUGCCUCCCAAAGAACCCUUCCAUGGUACCGAGGAGGAAGAGCGAACCCUCUCAGCCCUCGAGUUGUUGCGCGACCCAACCAUCUGGCCGCUCAUGUACAGCUUUGCGUUGAUGUCACUCGAGGCUAUCGCAUACCAGGCCCUCCUCCCUCUCUUCUUCUUCACGCCAGUCAACCUCGGCGGACUAGGCUUCACCGAGAUGCAAAUCGGCACGGCACUAAGCCUGCGUGGAAUAGCGACAAUAGGGGUCCAGCUCUUCGCCUUUCCGCCCCUCGUGACCAAGAUGGGCGCAACCCGCCUCUUCCGUAUCCUCAUAGUGCUAUACAUCCCGACCUUCAUACUCCUGCCCUUCCUCAACAUUCUAGCGCGCACCCGCGGCGCUGGGCUCGAGUGGGUCGGUGUGGGCGCCGUCCUCCUCCUCGGCGCAGUGAGCAAUAUGGCCUUCGCCUGUAACCUGAUCAUGACGAACGACGCUGCACCAAAUAACCGCAGUCUCGGCGCCUUGAAUGGCCUCGCAGCGUUCUUCUCAGCCUGUACCCGGGUAGUUGGACCCGGUGCGGCUAACACGCUGUUUGCAUUAAGUGUUGACCGCAACGCGCUGGGCGGCAACCUCAUUUGGGCAGUCAUGGUGGUGGUCGCGCUGGCGGGCUGGCACUCGAGCCUGUUCCUCAAGCGCGAGUAUCGGAAGCGCGCAUGA
Messenger RNA from Cutaneotrichosporon cavernicola, 2391 nucleotides. RefSeq lists its product as uncharacterized. Lineage: Eukaryota; Fungi; Basidiomycota; Tremellomycetes; Trichosporonales; Trichosporonaceae. The record is from RefSeq and is a predicted model, not a curated record. Bases 1 to 2391 code for a protein of 796 amino acids. Gene Ontology annotation, biological process: transmembrane transport. The transcript is spliced from 5 exons. Gene Ontology annotation, molecular function: transmembrane transporter activity.